GCCGUGCGCGUGUAACGCGUCAGUUCAGCGCACGUGUGUUUCACACAGCUGGCGUCUCGCCGUUGGCUUUUGCGCACCGCACGAGACGCACCGCACGCAGAACGGAGCGGAUUGACCGGUAUACGGUCGGAACGGCGCCGCAGGAUGAGCGUUUCUCCGAAGGAGCGCUGAAGGAGCGACGCAGCCCGGUUCUGCCGUGAAUCAGGUGUGCUGGUGACCACUGGGAUACUGUAGUGAUGAUUAUCAGUCAGUCACAGCAGAGCCGGCCCCACGCAACAGUUCGUGACCAAUCAAAAGUGGACAAGAGGGUGGUGUCAGUUUGAUUGACAGACGAGACAUCCACUCAAAUUCGGAGCCCCGUCCCCUCCCUUCAGCUCAGCGAUGGUCACAUAGAAGCACAGACACAUUUCUGUUGCACUAAUUUUACAUCCCAAUCAUGUAGACUGAACUGUAUCCAUCGAUUUUCCUUCUUUCAGCUGUUUGUUUGUAUUUGUUUGUGUGAUGCUCGGCGUGCUCCGCCUGCGCCGUCUCGUUCGCCAGGUGCCGCUACAGACCAGCUUCAUCUUCCUCUUCAUCCUGUGCAUCCUCAGCGUCUUCCUCUCUUCCUACUUCCUGUUCAUCGUUAAACGAGAGCUGGAACCAUCACUCACAGUAGGACGUGCGGCCGAUGACCUCUACGUGACCCCAUCUCGGCCCCUCCUCUUCCUGUCUGGAGCGGGCGGGACGUUGUCGUCUGAUGGCUCUCGGACGGAUCCGGUCGUGCUGGUGUUCGUGGAGAGUCCGUACUCGCAGCUCGGACAAGAGAUCGUUGCCAUCCUGGAGUCAGCGAGGUUUCACUACCAGAUGGAAAUCUCUCCUGGAAAAGGAGACAUGCCCACAUUAAUGGACGGAAAGCGGGGCCGCUUUGUGCUUAUUGUGUAUGAAAACAUCCUGAAGUAUGUGAACAUGGACGCCUGGAACAGGGAUUUACUGGACAGAUACUGUAUCGAGUUUGGAGUGGGAAUGAUUGGCUUCUUUAAGGCCAAUGAGAACAGUCUGCUGAGUGCGCAGCUGAAAGGAUUCCCGCUGUUCCUUCACUCCAACCUGCGCCUGAAGGACUGUACCGUCAACCCCAAAUCCCCUCUGCUGCACGUCACACGAGCAGGACAGGUGUUUAGCGGUCCUCUCCCUGGGGACAACUGGACCGUCUUCCUGUCCAAUCACUCCACCUACGAGCCGGUUCUGCUGGCUAAAACCCAUUUGGCCGAAAGCACUGGACUCAUGCACACAUCUGUGGUUCAGGAUCUCGGGCUUCAUGACGGGAUCCAGAGGGUUCUGUUUGGACACAGUCUCUCCUUCUGGCUUCACAAGCUGGUGUUUGUGGACGCACUGUCCUUCCUCACCGCUAAGAGACUGUCUCUGUCCCUGGAGCGCUUCGUACUAGUGGACAUCGAUGAUAUCUUUGUGGGAAAGGAAGGGACCAGGAUGAAAGUGGCAGAUGUCAAGGCAUUGGUUGAAACCCAGAAUGAGCUGCGCAGGUCGAUUCCAGAUUUCACUUUUAACCUGGGCUUCUCAGGGAAGUUCUUCCACGCAGGUACUGAUGAGGAGGAUCGGGGUGAUGAUCUGCUGCUGUCGUGUGUUGAUGAGUUCUGGUGGUUUCCUCACAUGUGGAGUCACAUGCAGCCGCACCGCUUCCAUAACCAGAGUGUGUUAGCAGAGCAGAUGAUGCUGAACCGCCGCUUCGCAGAGGAUCACUCCAUCCCAACUCACCUGGGUUACGCGGUGGCUCCUCAUCACUCCGGCGUGUAUCCCGUCCACAUCCAGCUGUACGAGGCCUGGAAGCGCGUGUGGGACAUCAGGGUGACCAGCACUGAGGAGUAUCCACACCUCAAACCCGCUCGAUUCAGACGUGGAUUCAUCCACCGCGGCAUCAGAGUUUUGCCCCGGCAGACGUGCGGUCUGUUCACACACACCAUCUUUCAUAAGGACUACCCCGGCGGGCCGCAGGAGCUGGAGCGCAUCAUUGACGGAGGGGAGCUGUUCCUCACUGUCCUGCUCAAUCCAAUUAGCAUCUUCAUGACGCACCUGUCCAACUACGGGAACGACCGGCUGGGUUUGUUCACCUUCAGACGGCUGCUCAACUUCCUGCUCACCUGGACGCACCUGAAACUACAGACGCUUCCUCCACUGCAGCUGGCCGACAAAUACUUCCAGAUGUUCCCGUCUGACUCCGAGCCGCUCUGGCAGGACCCCUGUGAGGAUAAAAGACACAAGGACAUUUGGUCGAAAGAGAAAACCUGCGACCGUUUCCCAAAACUGCUGCUCAUUGGCCCUCAGAAGACAGGAGCGACGGCUCUCUAUCUGUUUCUGGGGAUGCAUCCUGAUCUGAGCAGUAAUUACCCCAGUAAAGAGACGUUUGAGGAGAUUCAGUUCUUCAGCGGUCACAGUUAUCACCGGGGCAUCGACUGGUAUAUGGAGUAUUUCCCCGUCCCGUCCAACAGCAGCUCUGAUUAUUAUUUUGAGAAAAGUGCCAGUUAUUUUGAUUCAGAUGUGGCAGCGGUCCGAGCCGCAGCACUGCUGCCCAGAGCCAGAAUCAUCACGGUUCUGAGUGACCCUGUGGACAGAGCCUACGCCUGGUACCAGCAUCAGAGAGCACAUGCUGACCCUGUGGCUCUGAAAUACUCUUUCCAUGAUGUCAUUACGGCAUCCCACAAUGCACCAGUGAAGCUGCAAGUCCUGCAGAAGCGUUGUCUGGCUCCAGGAUGGUACGCCACACACCUCUCUCGCUGGCUCAAACACUACCACCACCAGCAGAUUCUGGUUGUGGACGGUCAGACAUUGAAAACGGAUCCUGCAUCAGUCAUGGAGAAGAUCCAGACAUUCCUGGGUUUGGAGAAUCGAGUCGAUUACCGCAAGAUACUAGCGUUUGACCCCAAGAAAGGCUUCUGGUGUCAGCUGCUGGCCGGAGGAAAGACCAAGUGUUUAGGGAAGAGUAAAGGACAGAGAUACGCAGACAUGGACAUACAAUCGCAGGUGUUUUUGAGGAAGUACUACAGAGAGGCUAAUAUCCAGCUCUCUAAACUCCUGUAUAAAGCGGCUCAGGUUCUGCCCGGCUGGCUCAGAGAGGAUCUGCUCAACAUCAGCUAACAGAGCACUGGAUGACAGGAGACUGGAGCUUGUUCUUACCUAGAUGAGUCUGGACUAAAAACCAAUUUAAAGAACUGACUACUUUGUGCUUUAAAACUGGCUGAUACUCAUUGUUGUACAGGAUUUAUGAGCUGACUCACAUCUGUCCUGUUAUUGAAAGACUGUGCUGAACUAAUAUGAAGAUCCUCAAACAUAUUGCUGCAGAAAAAGAGACACUCAACCUAUAAACAUUUUUUUAUUCAACAAAUUUGAUACAGACUCAAUUUUAUAAAGUAAAAAAGCAUGCCAACGACCUGUGGCGUCUGAUAUGGACAAACAUUUUGUAACGGUUUUUUUAUUUCAUUUACAUUUUUGUUUGUUCUCUGUUGUUGUUUUUGUGUGCUCGGGAUGGUUUUACAUUUUCUAACGUGGAGUUUUAAAGGAGUCAAUUUACUCACGCUUUAAACAGAGGACUUUCUUCUGUGAAACUUUGAGCUA
Molecule: messenger RNA, 3603 nt
Organism: Carassius carassius (crucian carp)
Lineage: Eukaryota; Metazoa; Chordata; Actinopteri; Cypriniformes; Cyprinidae
Gene: ndst1a
Product: N-deacetylase/N-sulfotransferase (heparan glucosaminyl) 1a
Exons: 16
Coding region: 502-3126 (874 amino acids)
Cellular component (GO): Golgi apparatus
Molecular function (GO): heparan sulfate N-sulfotransferase activity; deacetylase activity
Source: RefSeq, a predicted model, not a curated record